GACUCAACCGGCGGCCGCAAAAUCAAAAACUUCGUGCGCACCGCAUCCCACCCGCGACCGCGGAGGCGGAGCUUUCAAAUCCCCCGCCUCUGCUUCUUAUUCCCUCCCCAUCUCCAAAUUUUCGGCGAAAUUUUCCAUUCCCCCACCCCCACCCGCCCUUCCCUUCCCUUCCCCCGUCGCUCUCAGCCGCGCAGCGCUAUCUAGGGUUGGGGAUCGAUUUGGGGCCUAGGGUUAGGUCAGUUUCCCCAUGGCGGCGGCGGCGGCGGCGGAGGGGUCCGGGGCAGAGGGCCGCGGCGAGGCCGGCGGCGGCGGCAGGCGGCAGCAGCAGCAGCAGGGGCUGGCGGAGCGCCGGAUGCUCCGGUCCCAGUACCACGCCAUGAAGAGCCUCAUCAACGAGGAGAGGGAUGACAUGGCGAAGGAGGACUCCGACAAGUUCGCCUCCAUCAUCACGCAGGUGGAGAGCUUGCACGAGCAAGUGCAGAGACCCAGGGAGCAAGUAGCGGAUGCAGAGGCUCUGCUGGACAUCACAAGCACGUUGGUAAAAUCCGUGAGGUCCCAGUCAAGUGAAGGAAUCACACCUUCUGAUUUCGUAACAGCAUUGCUGAAGAAAUUUGGGCAGCAAGCAACCCUUGAUUCCGAGCCUGUCUCGUUGCGCUGGGCUGAUGUUGGGCUUUCUGCUUCACAUGUCUUCAGGGCUGCGCCUGGAUGCUGCACCAUGCUUGGACCCAUGGAUACAGAAGUAAAGCAGCGUAAGCUUUCAGUUGUUAGUAGAAAAAGAAGUGCCAGGCCAACUGAAAAUACUUGUCCAGAAGAGCUUGCCGAUUCUUCGGAGGGAGCAAAGACAGACACUGACCGGAAUGUGACUGUUGUAUUUGAUAUCCUAAGGAAAAAUAAGCGUGCGAGGCUGGAGACCCUUGUUUUGAACAGACAAUCAUUUGCCCAAACGGUUGAGAAUGUUUUUGCACUGUCUUUCCUAGUUAAAGAUGGCAGGGUGGCAAUAAACAUUGAUGACAAUGGGCACCAUAUAGUCUAUCCACGAAAUGCGCCUGCUGCUAGUGCCAUAGCGUCAGGAGAAGUGUCCUACAGCCAUUUUGUUUUCAGAUACGAUUACAGAGAUUGGAAGCUUAUGAAAGAAGUCGUCCCUGAAGGGCAAGAACUGAUGCCGCACAGGACGGCGCACAGCCUCUCUGCUGAAGAGCGAGAACAGAUGGAGCCAUGUGCGCAACGAACACCGAUAAGGAAACUUUGCCGGAACCGAGGUUUGGUUCUUCAGGAGCAGAUGGUUGUUGCAGAGACACCCGAGGAGGACAGAAGCUCCAAACGCAAGCGUCUAUUCAUAGAUCAGGAGUGAUCAUGCCUGCUUGAAAUGCCGUGUGCCGUGGUCUACGCUGUGUCUGUAUGUAGGAGGUAUCUGCCUGAUUAACGUACCCAUUGUAGAACAAGGUGUGCCAUAGCACCGCUUGUGCUAGUUCUUACCUUGAGACGAGAUUCCUCCGGGAGAGGAAAGAGGGCAAUAGAAAUGAAGCUCAAUAGGAAUGCUACUGUAGUUCUUUAGAUCAGUCGGCUUAAAUAAUGUUCUUGGAUCAGACUUGUAUAAUGUUGCUCACGGUAAUAUGCUUGUGCUGAUAGAGAAAAAGAAAAUGUUUGCUUCUAGCUGAACCAAAGUUCCUAUUCAGCAUUUGUGAGUAGUCUGCUUAUGGUUUGAUGA
Messenger RNA from Triticum dicoccoides, 1708 nucleotides. Its product is annotated as non-structural maintenance of chromosomes element 4 homolog A-like. Gene Ontology annotation, cellular component: Smc5-Smc6 complex; nucleus. The transcript is spliced from 7 exons. NCBI's taxonomy places the organism in Eukaryota, Viridiplantae, Streptophyta, Magnoliopsida, Poales, Poaceae. Gene Ontology annotation, biological process: DNA repair. The coding region runs from base 248 to 1351 and encodes 367 amino acids. The record is from RefSeq and is a predicted model, not a curated record.